Messenger RNA from Cynara cardunculus var. scolymus (artichoke), 456 nucleotides. Its product is annotated as ethylene-responsive transcription factor CRF1-like. Gene Ontology annotation, molecular function: DNA binding; DNA-binding transcription factor activity. Gene Ontology annotation, biological process: regulation of DNA-templated transcription. The coding region runs from base 1 to 456 and encodes 151 amino acids. The transcript has a single exon. The record is from RefSeq and is a predicted model, not a curated record. NCBI's taxonomy places the organism in Eukaryota, Viridiplantae, Streptophyta, Magnoliopsida, Asterales, Asteraceae.
AUGGAUUCGGCUACACGCCAACAGUUAUGGUUGGGAACAUAUGAUACGUCGGAGGAAGCUGCCAUGGUAUAUGAUAAUGUUGCCAUCAAACUCCAUGGGGCUGCUGCUAUUACAAAUUUUGUUUUUCCAACGGUUUUAGAAAACCCACCACCGACGAAUGUUACAUCAAUGUCCGACCAUCAUCCCAACCGAAAGUCACUCAAGCUUCCACUUGCGGAUGCACCAUCUUUGGAUUAUCAAUCAUUUGGUUCAAUACAAAUUGAUGAUGAAGUUGCAUCCUUUAACAUGCAUCAUGAUUUCAGGUCUAUAAACUCGAAACAAUUUGAUGAUUUUGGUAUAGCCCCUAUAGCUUUUGACUUCAUUUCUGAGACUGGAUGUGGAUCUUCCUCAACUUUAAAAAUAGAUAACUACUUUGAAGAUAUUUCAGAUAGAACUUUAGAUUUAUGGUUUUCCUAA